CGAAUUUAAGUACACACGAGAGUACAUUCCGCAAUCAUGAAACUGUUUGCUAUCCUCGCUGUCUUUGUCGUACUGGCUUGCACCUCGGUCAACACACUACCGGUUGUCUACGACGGACCUACUUAUGAACUGACUGCUAUCGAGGAUCCAGUGGACGACGAAAUAUCGUCGGACCUGCCACCCAUUCGGAAUCGCCGCGUGACCUGCGACCUUCUAUCCUGGCAGUCUAAGUGGCUGAGUUUCAAUCACACUCCUUGUGCAGCUAAAUGCCUGAUGCAACGUCGCAAGGGUGGUAGUUGCCGCGAUGGUAUCUGCGUCUGCAGGAAUUAAGAAGUUGUGCUCGCCUUCAAAUCAUCCGACUCUUGGUCAACGCAACGUCUCAUAUGGAUCACGCUGUCGCUCGUUGUCUUCACGGAUGGUACUGACUACGUCGGUGAACGCCAUUGCAUUGUAAUCCAAAUUAAUAUUCAUGGGAGAUUACGAAGGGACGCACGGUUUAAUCAUCCGAUCGAUAGUUCCGGCCUCGAUUGUCUGUCUCGUCGAGCGAAUUUUCACCGAAACGGAUAACGUCAUAAUUAAGGAUAAUUAUUUUAAUUAGCCGUUCCCGCGCGUCGCUACCGAGCGUGUUAAUAAGAAUAACAGUUCUUGUUCGCGUCAGCGUCGCGACGGGAGUUUCCCGGGAAAA
Molecule: messenger RNA, 685 nt
Organism: Cyphomyrmex costatus
Lineage: Eukaryota; Metazoa; Arthropoda; Insecta; Hymenoptera; Formicidae
Gene: Def2
Product: defensin 2
Exons: 2
Coding region: 37-330 (97 amino acids)
Biological process (GO): defense response to bacterium; humoral immune response
Source: RefSeq, a predicted model, not a curated record